CUUCCUGGGUGUGUCUCUGUAAAAAGCAGCAGGUUCUGCCUCGCUUCAGUCUCCGUGUCUCUGCUGAAACACUCGAACCGUCCGGAUGGAUCUGUUCGCCUCCCGGUCUCUGCUGCUGCUGCUCUCUCUGCUCGGACGCUGCUCCGCAGCGGACAUCCUCCCUGAGGGUCCCGUCAGCGCGAUCUUAGGGAAGAAUGUGACCCUGAAGACUCUGCUCACGAACCCGACCUACGACUACAUCAUCUGGAACUUCAGUGACGGAACCGAUCAGACCGCUGUGGUCACUCUGAGGCCCGGCUCGGUCAAAGUGUCCGAGACGUACGAGGGCAGAGUGUCGGCCGACCCGAAGAACGGCUUCCUGACUCUGACCGGGCUCAGGUCGACGGACAGCGGAGACUACAGCAUGAGCAUCAUCUCACCUGACAUUACCAAGACCGCCGAGAUCCGGCUGCAGGUUCUGGAGCCGGUGUCUGACGUGACCAUCAAGUCCGACCUGCCCGAGGCGAUCGAGUUCAACAGCACCGUGGUUCUGACCUGCUCCGCCAAAGGCUCCUUCCUCAAGUUCAGCUGGCUCAAUGGCACCGCGCCCAUCGUGGCCGACGGCAAGCGGCUCACGCUGAAAGACGCCGAGCUGUCCAGCACGCUCACCAUCACCGGGGUCCUCAGGUCGGACCUGGUCGGUCCGAUCUACUGCAAGGCUGCCAACCAACUGGAGAUGGAGACGAGCGCCGCCUUCAACCUCACCGUCUACUAUGGACCCGACGACGUCGCCAUCACUCCAGCGAACCCUCCCGCGGUCAUCAAAGCCGGAUCCAACUUCAGCCUGUCCUGUUCGGCCCGCUCCGACCCGCCCGCCACCUUCAGCUGGUACCACAACCAGACGGCCAUGGAGGUCGAAGGUCCCGUUCUGACCCUGGAAAAGAUCCAAAAGCUCGGGUUCGGGGAGAAAGCCGGAGAGUACACAUGCAGGGCCAAGAACGCCAAAACCGAGCGCGUGGUCCCGUCUGCUGCCGCCAAGUUCUCCGUGAUGGAUCCCAUCAAAGGCGUUAAAAUGACCGCGCCGACCGCCGUCCUCAUCGCCGGCAACAGCUCAGCCAACCUGAGCUGCCAGGCGGCAGCCGGCAACGUGGAGGCCACCACCUGGCUGAAAGACGGCAGGCAGCUGACCGCCAGUGAGCGCGUGGUGUUCGCCGCCGACAUGAGCUCCGUGAAGAUCAACCCGCUGCAGAAAGAGGACAACGGAGAGUACGUCUGUGAGCUCAGCAACCCGGUCAACAAAGCCCAGGACUCCUACAAGAUGGUGGUCAACUACGGUCCUGAGCAAGCGGUGGUGACCGGCGAAGGUGCCAUCGAGUUCGACGACCGCGUGACGCUCACAUGCUCUGCUGCCUCCGUCCCGCCCGCCAACUUCACCUGGAAGUUCAACGGAACGCUGACCAACGUCAAGACGGCCACGUACUCCAUCGAGAAGGCCGUUUACAAAAACUCUGGGACGUACAUGUGCCAGGCGCACAACGCCAUCACCGGCAAGAUGACCACGUCCACCCACAACCUGUCCGUCAAAGAGGAAGGAGCUUUAGACGGCCUCUCAGACGGAGCCAUCGCCGGAAUCGUCAUCGGCGUCCUCAUCGCUCUCGCUCUCGCCAUCGGGUUGAUCAUAUACUGCAGACAGAAAGUACCGGUCGAGUCGCCGUACUAAAGAAGUUCCUGCUGGAGGUGCCGGCCCAAAACAUCCCACCAUUUUGUUUCCCAUGAUCCACCUGUGCAGCUGGGAGGCGUGUCCAGUUGGACCCGGCUGGUUUCCUGUGAACCUCGACCUGAACCGGCGUUCCCAUCAUGCCCCUCUCUCGACCAGUUUGGAUUAUCAGAUGGACUCUUUAAAGUUUGUUUGUUUUUCACCGUCACCGUGAA
Molecule: messenger RNA, 1911 nt
Organism: Larimichthys crocea (large yellow croaker)
Lineage: Eukaryota; Metazoa; Chordata; Actinopteri; Sciaenidae
Product: carcinoembryonic antigen-related cell adhesion molecule 5
Exons: 10
Coding region: 86-1699 (537 amino acids)
Source: RefSeq, a predicted model, not a curated record